UACGCUGCCUCUUGUAAGCAGAGUUGGGAGUAACAUCAGGCUGCGGUAGGAUAUCCACACAGGAGGAGGUCUUCCAGGAUGACUGUGAAAAAAGCAUUAAAAACAUCCCUGAUGUUUAAUGAGUCCUCCAACAUGAAAUUAAGCGUGAACAAUCAAAAAGACGUCAAAAUGUUUCAAAUCUUAGGGGCAAUUUUGAUACUUGGUCUUGUCCUGAUGGCUGUUUACUUCAUGAGAGUGGACAGCAUAGUUGAUCCUAAGGGAGAAAAAGCAGUUGUCAACAUUUACGAAGAGGUGGAGGAGGAAGAAGGAAUCUACGGAGAUCUCCCAGGAACCACAGUAAUUGAGGAGGACACCAAUAAGUCCAAUGAUUCCUGCAGCUUUGAACUUGUGGAAAAUGUUCCUUAUGACUUAGCUUUUGAGAUAAAUAGCACUGCAGCCAAACCCUUGUACCAAGCCUGGAUGAGACUCCUUGAUAUAGCCCAGGAAGAAAUUCAUGUGGCUUCUUACUAUUGGUCUCUUACUGGGAAGGAUAUCAACGUCAAUGAUUCAUCUUCUAAGCAGGGUGAAGAUAUUCUGAAGAGGUUUGAGAGAUUACUCGCAGAGAAUGUCUCUGUGUACGUUGCAGCAAGUAUGCCAACUUUGGCUACAAAUUCAACUGACCUUGAGCUUUUAGAGGAAAAAGGGGCUCACGUAAAAAAGAUUGAUUUUGGACAUUUGGCAGGAGGAGUGUUGCAUAGCAAAUUCUGGAUUGUAGACAUGAAACACAUAUAUAUUGGUAGUGCAAAUAUGGACUGGAGAUCUUUAUCUCAGGUGAAAGAGUUUGGUGCUGUGAUAUACAACUGCAGCUGCUUGGCCAAAGACCUCCAGAAAACAUUUAGUACUUACUGGGAUCUUGGACAUGCUAAUGCUACCAUCCCAUUCCCUUGGCCUCUUAAUUAUUCUACCCACAUUAACAAACGUCAGCCUCUGGAAGUAGAAUUCAAUGGAAUCUUGACAAAAGCCUAUUUUUCUGCUUCUCCUCCAGCAUUUUGUCCAGAAGGUCGCACCCACGACCUCUUUGCUAUAAUCAGUAUUAUCAGUGAGGCACAGAAAUUUGUCUAUGUUUCUGUUAUGGAAUAUUUCCCUACCAGCCGUUUUGUUCAUCCAGAAAGAUACUGGCCAGCCAUUGACAAUGCUCUGAGACGUGCAGCUUUCAACUACAGAGUACAAAUCCGGCUUCUGGUCAGCUGCUGGACCCACUCUGACCCAGCCAUGCUUUACUAUCUGAGGUCCCUGCGUGCUCUCAACAACCCACGUGCCCACAUCAGUGUUGACGUGAAACUCUUCAUUGUUCCAGUUCUGAAUCACACAAAUAUUCCUCAUGGGAGAGUGAAUCACAACAAAUAUAUGGUCACUGAUAAAGUAGCCUAUAUUGGGACUUCCAAUUGGUCAGAAGAUUACUUCAUUAAUACAGCUGGCGUGGGACUAAUUAUCAAACAGAAUUCGACCAACCUGCAAAGAAGACAACUGCCUAUCCAGGAACGAUUAAAAAAACUUUUUGAGCGAGACUGGAAUUCCAAAUACGCAGUGAAUCUGGAAGAUGUGCAGGGACAGAAAGACUGUAACUGGAGGGGCAGACUCUGAAGU
Molecule: messenger RNA, 1626 nt
Organism: Aptenodytes forsteri (emperor penguin)
Lineage: Eukaryota; Metazoa; Chordata; Aves; Sphenisciformes; Spheniscidae
Gene: PLD4
Product: phospholipase D family member 4
Exons: 11
Coding region: 79-1623 (514 amino acids)
Biological process (GO): hematopoietic progenitor cell differentiation; phagocytosis
Cellular component (GO): trans-Golgi network membrane; nucleus; endoplasmic reticulum
Molecular function (GO): catalytic activity
Source: RefSeq, a predicted model, not a curated record